Syngnathoides biaculeatus (alligator pipefish) is the source of this 3276-nucleotide messenger RNA. Its product is annotated as porphobilinogen deaminase-like. Lineage: Eukaryota; Metazoa; Chordata; Actinopteri; Syngnathiformes; Syngnathidae. Gene Ontology annotation, cellular component: cytoplasm. Gene Ontology annotation, molecular function: hydroxymethylbilane synthase activity. The coding region runs from base 487 to 1563 and encodes 358 amino acids. The transcript is spliced from 14 exons. Gene Ontology annotation, biological process: heme biosynthetic process. The record is from RefSeq and is a predicted model, not a curated record.
AAACAGCCGCACUCAGAAUCACACCUAGAGGCAAUUUAGAGUGUCCAAUUAAUGUUGAAUGUUUUGGGGAUGUGGGAGGAAACCGAAGUGCCCGGAGAAAACCCAUGCAGGCACCAGUAGAACAAGCAAACUAAUUAUCAAAGUCUAUAUCUUUUCAAGGUGGAAGAUAUGGCCAAGAGCUCAUCAAAACGGAAAAUUCACAAUCUCGGGAAAUUUGAGUACGUAUUGUUAAAAACAAAAAGAAGUCAAGACUUGCAAGGUUAUGACCAUUGGUUCUGACUCAAGAGAACCAAUCAGCAAAGCGAAGUUGAACACCGAACAAGGAAAUGACUUUGGAUGCAGUGCUGACGUCAAAUUGACGGGACUUGAGGAGCUACGUAAAAUGAGCGGUCGGCUUUUGAAGGAUUUCCCACAAUAAUUAGCCCGGUGGACGCCUAAACGCGCUGGAGUUUUACGAAAGCGAACAAAGUUAAUCCGGAUAUUGCCAUGGCGGAGGAGGCAAAUGCUUCGAAUGGCGAUGGAAAAAUCAGUCGUCUCAUCCGGAUUGGAACCCGUAAGAGUCAGUUGGCUCGCAUUCAGACUGACAGUGUUGCAGAAAAACUUAAAGAGCUGUACCCUGACAUCCUUUUGGAAAUUGUGGCCAUGUCAACAACUGGGGACAAAAUCCUUGACACAGCUUUGUCAAAAAUUGGGGAGAAGAGUUUGUUUACCAAAGAGUUGGAAACUGCUCUGGAGAAGAAUAUGGUGGAUCUGGUCGUCCAUUCACUCAAGGACCUUCCCACCACACUCCCUCCAGGAUUCACCGUUGCAGCUGUCCUUAAGAGAGAGAACCCACACGAUGCUGUGGUACUACAUCCGAAGAAUGUAGGGAAAACGUUGGCGAUGCUUCCAGAAAAAAGUGUGAUAGGCACCAGUUCACUGCGUCGUACUGCUCAGUUGAAGAGAAGAUUCCCCCACUUGGAGUUUAAAGAUAUUCGUGGAAACUUGAACACCAGACUGAAGAAACUGGACGAGAAGGAGGACUUUGCAGCCAUCAUCCUUGCUGCUGCAGGUUUAAGGAGAAUGGGUUGGGAAAACCGAAUCACCCAGAUUCUGGAACCUGAGGAUUGCAUGUAUGCUGUUGGACAGGGUGCUCUGGCCGUGGAGGUUCGAGCCAAAGAUACUGAUAUCCUCGAGAUGUUGUCUGUGCUAAAUGACACCGACACUGUACUGCGCUGCCUAGCCGAGAGAGCCUUCCUCAGGCACCUGGAGGGAGGGUGCAGUGUUCCCGUGGCUGUGCAUACAGAGGUCAAAGACUCUCAGCUUUAUUUGACAGGUGCCGUGUACAGCCUGGAUGGUUCGGAUUUGCUGAAGAACACCAUGCAGACUAGCAUCGCCACAAGUGAUAAGUGCCAGCAGGAGGUGGACGAGCAAGUACAGCGCGUGGGCAUCACAGCCAUCAAGAUCUGCAGCGGCGCUCAGGACAAUGCUGAGCGUCUGGGAAUGGAGCUGGCCAACUUGCUCCUGAGCAAAGGAGCCAAGGAGAUUCUGACCGUGGCCAGACAGCUCAAUGAUGCCAGAUAAUGGCCGCUUGAGGGCCAUGCAGUGCCGUUUGGCUCAGCGUGGUGCAAUGCAGUUAGGUUGUUCGGCGGUUUUUGUUGUGAUGACCUCACAGAGACCAUUUGUCACUAAAAGAGUGUUUUUGGAAUGGCCAUGAAGCGGAACCAAACUAUCUUGUUUGCAAGAAUACGUGACAUUUCCCCCCACGAGUUUAAAUAUGGUAUUCCAAUUACUAUUGCUUGUUUUAUUGGUUAAUAUUGAGAAUAUAAAUGAAACCCAUUAAGUCAUCAGUUUUCAUCCUUCUCAGAAGGCUGCCAUUUUGGCAGUAUCACCGUCUGCUGUCAACGAAAAUUGACAUUCACAACAGCGCCCAUACUUGCCUCGAGAAUGUCAUGUGAACAAGCCCGGGAAACAGGUACCAGACUUUCCAUUUAGGCUGUGAAAACUAGCAUAACUACAAGUAGAUAACAUGAUGAUCUGAGUGUUGAGCACAUCUGCCUCACAGGUCUGAAGAUUUGGGUUCUAGUCCCAGUCUGGCCUAUGUGGCGUUUGCCUGUCCUCGCCAUACACACACAAAAAAAAACAACCCAUGAAUGGCAGGUUGCGAAUUGUUGUCUAUUUGUGCCCUACUUAGGGGGUACUCCCUCACCCCCGAAAUCCGCUGAGAUAGGCUCCAGCGCACCCGCAACUCUUGUGAGGCUAUGUAGUUCAGAAGAUGGAUGGUUUUAAAUGUAAUCGUCAUACAUCAAAAUAGCCGUCUUCAAAAGCUUCUCCAAACCUGCACCGUUAAAUUGAUAAAUAUUUGAAGGCUUGGAGUUUUACUGACCCCGUUUUGUAGGUUUGAGUGAUUUUUGCUUCGGUUUGAUGUUCUAGCUGUGAGUAUUUAUGAACUUGAGACUCAUUUCACCUGUAAAAUUUUCAAAACUGAAUGAAAAUACAACAACGUACAUCCUUGCAAGACGCUGUACUCAACAGCAUAAAUUUUGCAAUGCAAAAUGAAAUAUUUUGCAUUUACCUUCUGUUGCUACUUCUUGUCUGACUGCAGUCUUUUCCCAAGGUCUUAAACCACCUGCAACACCCCAACAGAGUCCCUAAUUUUGAGCACUCAUCAUCAGAAUUUGGUCAUGUUGGAUCUGGAUCAGACUGAUCUAAUCCAACUUUGCUUUGAGCAGCUACGAUGAAAGAUGUAUUCCAUGAGCAAAAACAGGAAUUUCAAAAUCUGGAAAAUUUUUAGCCAAACUGCACAUUGUGGCCUGGGAGUUUUGCUACAUUGCCUAAUUGUUCUACAAAAGCCAAUUGAUGAAAAGACAAUUUAAUUAAGUUUAGGUUUUAUUGUGUGGUGAACACUACCAAUUAUAUUAUUACCUGCUAUGGAAGGCGUACCAGUUUUGGAGUCCUGUCCUAAAGGGCUCAAUAUUUGGGUUGCCUUCGGCUCUUUUCUAAUUUUUCUGAAUGUGCUGUAUGAAUUGAUACACACCAUCCACCUUAAAGUUCUUCAUUCUGCCUUUUAUAGACACACAAAGUUUGAAAAUACCAUGUGUUUUGUUUUACAGGCUGUUUGGUUUUACCCCUUGAGUUAGUUGUUACUUUUUUCAGCUUUAAAUGUUAACUUUUGUUUUGUACAAUGUCACAGUACUCAUUAAUAGGCUAUUCAGAAAAUGUUCCCUCAAGUAUCUUUUUGUUUGGUUUACCCUUUGUGAACAUGGCAUCUAUUGAAAUCAUUGAAAUAAAAUUAUA